This is a messenger RNA of Xenopus laevis (African clawed frog), 557 nucleotides long. Its product is annotated as inhibitor of Bruton tyrosine kinase-like. Bases 186 to 557 code for a protein of 123 amino acids. The transcript has 5 exons. The record is from RefSeq and is a predicted model, not a curated record. Lineage: Eukaryota; Metazoa; Chordata; Amphibia; Anura; Pipidae.
UCCUAGGCUGGUGGAAGGUCUUCGUGGUCAUCCAUGUACUCAGGUCGCUGGAGCAAAGGAUCACACAGUAGUUCUAACGGAAGAUGGAUAUGUUUACACAUUUGGACUAAAUACAUUUCAAUCAACUUGGAAUUCAGCCGCCCCCUCCAAAUUCAAAUGUUCCAAGGCAGAUUCAGGCCAAAACCAUGAAGGGAAAGACUGUGUUAGGGGUCGCUGCUGGAAGGUUUCCCACAGUUCUGUGGACUAAAGAUGCUGUUUAUACAGUGGGAUUGAAUGGUGGCCAGUUAGGAUACUUGCAAGAUCCUAAUGGAGAAAAAUUUGUAAGUUGUCCUCGCCAAGUAUCCGCACUUCAUCAUAAAGAUAUAAACAUAACUCUUGUGUCAGCAAGUGAUGGCGCUACAGUUUGUGUCAGUGAAAGGGGAGAUAUUUACCUUCUGUCCGAGUAUCAGUGCAAAAAGCUUGCAUCAAAACAGCUAAACCUGAAGAAAGUUCUUGUUUCAGGGGGCUUUUUGGAACAUAAGGCAGCUCCUGAGCAUCUUAAAGGACCAGAUAAUUAG